Molecule: messenger RNA, 1539 nt
Organism: Funneliformis geosporum
Lineage: Eukaryota; Fungi; Glomeromycota; Glomeromycetes; Glomerales; Glomeraceae
Source: the annotation of a GenBank genome assembly
AUGAAAAAUGUUUUAACUAGUUCUACCCUUUUGAAAAAAAUUUUGGAAUGUUUAAACGAAGAUAUGAUAUCACUUCAUUCGUGUUUAUUGGUCAAUAAAGAUUGGAGCGAAAUUGCUGUUGAAAUAUUAUGGAGGGAUAUUUAUAUAAUUCAAGCAAGGGCGAAUGAAAUUUAUGGAAUCGAUCUAGAAGAUGAAUCCGAUCAAAAUAUAUUAUCAACGUUAUAUUCAUGUUUACCAAAAGAAUCUCAUGAACUUUUAAAACGAAAUGAAAUCAUGAUUGAAUCGCCAACGAUGGGAUCACCAAAAUAUAAUUACCCGGGAUAUUGUAAAUUUCUUGAUACAGGAUAUAUCAAUCAAUUAAUCAUCGUGCAUCUUGGAGAAGAAAGUGAAAUUUAUGAAAGAACUUUAUUAAAACAAGAAAUCUAUCAAAUGUUUAUCAAACAAAGUCCGUCCCUUUAUUACCUUCAUUUUCAUGAUCCACAUAUUCCUCUUCCUUACUUUUCAGGAGUUAACGUAUGUAUCACACAACUUAAAGAAUUCUCUUGUGACACGAGCAUUUCCCCAUCGAUAUUUUGCAGAAUGGCUCAAUUAUGUAGAAACAUUGACAAAUUAUUAAUUAAAUGGGUUAAAGAGGAUAAUGAAGGAUUAGCUAAAUUGAUAGAAGUGCAAAAUAAUCUACGACAAGUCGGAUUAGAAUGUGAGGAACUGGAUGAUCUAGAAGAAGAGAAAAAGCCUUUCGAAUGUGUAAAGAUCGGCAACGCAUUCACAUCACAAGUAAAUUCUUUAUCACACCUUUAUAUUAAGAAUUCCUUAUUUUGUAUUCCAUUAUUACCCAUUUCGAAAUUAACGAAACUAACUUCCUUGGAGUUAAAUUUAGAAGAAAUAUUUCCGAUUGCUCUUUUAGAAUCACUAUGUUCGAUUCAUUUCCCAAAUCUUACAAAAUUAUUGAUUGGGGAAAAUAUUCCACCUUUAACAUUAUUGGCAAAUUUUAUUAAGAUAAAUGGGAAUACAUUAAAAGAAUUGUUAUUAUAUAACGGAUUUCCUGAUGGAGAUCCAGAGGAUUGCACCAUAUUAAAUCAAAUGAUUAGUAGAUUUUGUUCAGAACUUGAAAUCCUAAUGACAUUUUGUCAUGAUGAACAAUUUCACGACAUUGAGGAUAUUUUAAUUUCUUGUGAAAAAUUGGAUAGUUUGAUUUUAAGAAAUUCCUCUCAAGAUAAAAUUGAUGCUACUUAUUUAUUUACCACCUUAUUGGCUACCGCUCCUCAAUAUAAUUUAUCUAGAAUAUGUGUUGAUAGCAGUAUUCAAUUUACUUACAUCAUUUUAAGUUCAUUUUUGGAUAUCAUGAACAAAAAGAAGCAUUUAUUAUUUUAUAUUUAUAAAUCUGGUGGAAUUAGAUAUGUAGGCUAUGAUGGAAUUACCAAUGAUCAUCUUGCCAUUAUUGAAAAAGUUGGUGGUGGUGUUUUGGACGAAGUAGAUAUUAUGAAUGAAUUUUCCACAACUCCACAAUUUAGGAAUCCUUAUAGAUAUUCAUUAGAAUAA